CCUAAAGCGGCGAGUGCGGUGGCCGCCACGACCCAGACAUCUGGGAGUGUUGUUCUCUCGCGGCGGGACCUCGUCAGUCCGUUUGCCCAGAGAGACCAGGACCUGGCCUAGUUGGAGAGUCAGCAGGCACGUCCCCCACUCUCCUGCUUCCCCGAAGCCGCGGCAGGAGCUGGUACAAACGCCCUGCGGUUGGUCUCCGAUGCCCUUCAGUGAGGAGGGGGCGUCGGGACCCUGGUGAGCGCACGUCUAGCCCCUCCGGCCCUGUGUCUUCGUCCGCCGCCCAGGCUCGCACACCCCAUUCUGGUUGCCAUGGCUGAAAACGCAGAGGGGGACCUGAACUCCAACGUGCUCCACGCCCCCUACCACACCGGAGACCCUCAGCUAGACACCGCCAUCGGGCAGUGGCUCCGUUGGGACAAGAAUCCCAAAACAAAAGAACAAAUUGAAAAUCUCUUACGGAAUGGGAUGAACAAGGAGCUGCGAGAUCGUCUUUGUUGCCGAAUGACUUUUGGGACUGCAGGACUUCGUUCUGCUAUGGGGGCAGGAUUUUGCUAUAUUAAUGACCUUACAGUAAUACAGUCAACACAGGGGAUGUACAAAUACCUUGAGAGAUGUUUCUCAGACUUCAAGCAGAGAGGUUUUGUCGUUGGGUAUGACACCCGGGGUCAAGUAACUAGCAGCUGCAGCAGCCAGAGGCUUGCUAAACUCACUGCUGCAGUCUUACUGGCCAAAGAUAUUCCUGUGUACCUUUUUUCAAGAUAUGUUCCUACACCUUUUGUACCAUAUGCAGUCCAGGAGCUCAAAGCAGUUGCAGGCGUAAUGAUUACUGCAUCUCACAACCGCAAAGAAGACAAUGGAUACAAGGUUUAUUGGGAAAAUGGUGCUCAGAUCACAUCUCCUCAUGAUAAAGAAAUUCUGAAAUGUAUAGAAGAGUGUGUGGAACCCUGGAAUGGUUCCUGGAAUGAUAAUUUAGUGGAUACCAGCCCACUGAAGAGAGAUCCUCUGCAGGACAUUUGUAGAAGAUACAUGGAAGAUCUGCAAAAGAUCUGUUUUCACAGGGAGUUAAACUCAAAGACCACCUUGAAGUUUAUACAUACAUCUUUUCAUGGAGUUGGACAUGACUAUGUGCAGUUGGCUUUUCAAGUAUUUGGUUUUAAGCCUCCAAUUCCAGUACCAGAACAAAAAGAUCCUGAUCCAGACUUUUCUACUGUUAAAUGCCCAAAUCCUGAAGAAGGAGAAUCUGUGCUGGAAUUAUCUUUGAGACUGGCAGAGAAAGAAAGUGCCCGGAUAGUGCUAGCCACAGAUCCUGAUGCAGACCGACUGGCAGUGGCGGAACUUCAGGAGAAUGGUGAUUGGAAAGUUUUCACAGGGAAUGAGUUGGCAGCUUUAUUUGGGUGGUGGAUGUUUGAUUGCUGGAAGAAAAAUAAAUCAAAAAACGCUGAUGUGAAGGAUGUUUAUAUGUUAGCCACCACAGUCUCCUCCAAAAUUUUGAAGGCAAUUGCUCUUAAAGAAGGAUUUCAUUUUGAAGAAACAUUACCAGGUUUUAAAUGGAUUGGAAGUAGGAUAAAAGACCUCCUGGAAAAUGGGAAAGAAGUCCUUUUUUCAUUUGAAGAGUCUAUUGGUUUUCUGUGUGGAACUUCAGUUUUGGAUAAAGAUGGGGUGAGUGCAGCCGCCGUUGUUGCCGAGAUGGCAUCUUACUUGGAAACCAUGGAUAUAACAUUGAAACAACAACUGAUUAAGGUUUAUGAAAAAUAUGGUUAUCAUAUUUCAAAAACUUCAUAUUUCUUGUGUUAUGAUCCAACUACCAUCAAAAGUAUAUUUGAAAGGCUUCGCAAUUUUGAUUCUCCAAAAGAGUACCCCAAAUUUUGUGGGACAUUUCCUAUACUGCAUGUACGAGAUGUUACCACUGGAUAUGACAGCAGCCAGCCUAAUAAGAAAUCAGUGCUGCCUAUGAGUAAAAACAGCCAAAUGAUUACAUUUACUUUUCAAAACGGCUGUGUUGCUACUCUUCGGACAAGUGGGACAGAACCAAAGAUAAAGUAUUAUGCAGAGAUGUGUGCAUCACCUGAGCAGAGUGACACUGCCUUACUAGAAGAGGAAUUGAAGAAACUCAUUGAUGCUUUGAUUGAGCAUUUUCUUGAGCCCAGUAAGAAUGGCCUGACCUGGCGUUCUGUUUAGUGUACACCAGUACACUCAUUAAUUUUCCCUGGCAUAUGGAACAGAACAACCAAGAACUCCACACAUUGAACUCGUGUUAACAUUCUCUCUCUGUCUCAUCUGGCCAAGUCUGUUUGGUUUUAUCUUCUUUUAGGUGGCUGACUAAACAAACUGUAUAAAUUUGAAAUGAAAUGGUCUGGAGAGAAAUGUUUCAAAUUUGUUCAUAAUCUUGAACAAAAGUCAUUACAUUAAAAGUAUUAUGGUAAUACAUCAUUCUUCCUCCAACAGAAACAAAACAAUACUAAUGUGAGUUUUCUUGGGAAAGUGUGAUUAAGCUUACUUAGUUCCGUAUUCUUGUAAUUGUGUGUUGCAUGUUUUUUUUUUUAAGAGAGAUAAAUGUAGAAUUAGUUAAGGAAAUUAAUCUAUAAAAUUGGCACUGCUCCCAGAAAACUGUGGAGAAGUAUCAUAGUUAUAUCUAACUUACAAAUUAGAGUAUUUGAAGUAGGGUAUUUAACAUUUCUAGCUUAGAACAGAUGUUACAAUAUAUGGUUUCAGCACCUGUUUCAGGUGCUCUUGGUGCAGUGUAAAGUUAUUGUAUUUAGUUAAAGUCCUGACAUUUACUGAACAUAAAACAAUAGUGGCAACACUCCUAGUGGCUUGGUUCUUGUCAAAUUUCUCAGUGCCUUCUCAGGGUAUGGUUUGAAUUGAAAUAGUGUUCUUGCAUUGAAUGUAAUUUAUCAUUUAAUUUGCGAAUAGUUAAGGAAAACCUUCCAAACUAUAUAGGUGCUUCCCCUCUAUAUCAAAUAGGUUUGUUGAUUUUAAAAUCUUACGUAUGUGCACCAAAAUCUUAAAAGCAGGGUCAGUGUACCUGUAGUUAAGGAUAUUCAUAUUAGAAUUGUGUCAGUUAUCACAGCCUUUAAAGAAAAACAUCUGAACUGAGAUAGGAGCUGUGAAUUUAUUUAAAAGUAGAACUUUUAAAUUACAUUUUUAUAUUUCUUUAUCAAAUGAAAUAAUGCUAAUUUUACUAAGAAAUAAAACAUCCAGAUUUAAGAUAUUAUGCAACACUAAAACUACAUGUUUUAAAACUAAAGUCCAGUUUAUCUUAACAUCUUACUGACUUCUGUAGAAUUUCUGAUCACAAGAGUACUAUUUAUCUUUCUCAAUGUGGGAAAAAAUUUUUGGAAAAUCGAUUUUGCUUGAUUCUGUAGUCUUCUUAAAAAAAAAAAAAGAGUUAAUAGAGAAACACUAUUUAAUCUUCUUAAAGCAUACCCUGCCCUAUAGCUAACAGAGUACUUAAACGUAUGUGGUGUAUAGUUAAGAGAUAACAACAACAAGGCCUUAGGUGUACAUAAUCAUACUAAACAAAUUGCCUACGAGAGGUAACUAGUAUUAGAGAAUUUAUUUCCUAAAUAAUAAUAAUAAUACAAAAUUUGAACUGACUAGAAUAUUUAUUAAAUCAUAGUUUGGCUUACUGCAGCUGUUGACUAACAUUUGGUUAAACCCAGAUAAUCUGAAUAUAAUUUUCAAAUUAUUGUAUUGCCACUAUUGUUAAUUUGUUCCUUCCUUGCUUUCUUAUUGCUAAAUCUUGUAUGACUGUAGAUAAUACGCAACUAAAUGUAGAGAACCAUAUUUCUGAUCGAGUUUGUUUUCAAAGGCUUUGCACUGAAAAAGAAAUAUGUAGAUUGUUUUGCUUUAUUUGCUUUUAGGAAUGUAGAUUGUAAUUUAGGAAAUGACCUAUAUUCUACAAAGUGGUAUGAACAAUGCUUAUAUAUAUGAAAAAUAUGUAUAUUCGGUUUUAGUAUCUGUGUUUCAGUGACUGAAGAACAAAGUGGAGCUAAAAUGAUACAAUAGCUGACUUAUAAUCACUAAAGCCAUGUCAUACUGUCAUUCUAUUAUAAAGAGAACAGUUUUUAGUGCUUUAAUAUAAUGCAGCACUUAGGUCAUGUUAAUCACAGAGAAAAGUCAUUAAGGUUUGGAUUCUUAUCUCAAAAAUUUUAAAAUCCCAAGUUAAAAUUAACAAAACUUUACAGAUGUUCCUGAAGUGUAUAUAAGAGAAUUCUUUGAUUCUAGCCAAGUUCUUGAGUCUGUCUGAGCAUAUUUAACAAGAACUUGACACAGUGGGUGUACGCUUGCUUAGCAGGGUCAAUUUAGUAGCCCACACCAUCCAGGAGAAACAGAAGUGCUGACCAGUAGAUCUCAGCCUUAGAAUCUACACUGUUUAUCUUUUUCUUUAUGAAUAAUAUGGAAAUGAAUGCAUUCUUUUUCAGUGUGUAGAUCAAAACUGGGAUUUUCUAGAGAGGUGGAUAUAGUUCAGUGGUAGACUGCAUGCUUAGCAUGCACAAGGUCCUGGGUUCAAUCCCCAUACCUCCAUGAAAAAAAUUUUUUUUUAAACUGGGAUUUUCUAGAACUUUGGGAAAAGGAAAGAAUUAGUAGGGCAAGGUCAAAGCAUAUAUUGGAAAUAAACAGAAUAAACAGUAGAAAUAAACAAACAAUAGAAAGGUCAGUACAGCGGCACAAGGAAUGCUUCGUGUGAAGGGCAAACUUAACACCCGAAAGUAGGGAAUGGACUGGCUGUGGGCAAGUUGUUUACUUUUGUUUAUGUGUUGUUAUGACGAACAGAUAGUGAUGAUUUAUUAGUGACCACUAAAAAGAGGCCAAAGAGGCCUUUGAGGAGGUGAGAAAAAGUACCCCUCUUACUGAUUCAGUUCCUGCUAAGAUGCUGUGUUUUAGGAUCCAAUGGGAACAGGGGAGGGGAGGAUAUAGCAGAACUAAAAAGGAAUAAAAUAUAGAUUGGAAAAUAAGACCACUGAGAGAAAGUUCAAAAGAUUAAGAUCAUUUAACUCUGGAGGGGAGAAAGCUAUUGAGAUAGUUUAAUAAGUCUUGAGUUAUUAAUUGAAUCUUUUAUUGAAGGACUCAAAGUAAGAAGUAAUAUGACAAACUGUUCUCCGUCUCCAACGAAGACAGAAUAAGAGGUAAUAGAGACUUAAAAAAAAUUAAAUUAAAAAAUUUAAUAUUAAGGGAUAUACUAAAUGGCUUUUCAAGUUUCCUUCCAAUACUUUUUUUUUUUUAAUCUCAGGUUGGAGCAAAGAUGAUGUCAUAAAGAGCACUGAAAGUAACAUUUAAGUUUCACUCCAUGUCUAGAAGCGUUUAGCUCACAAGACAGUUCUUGUAUAUAUUGAGUAGUAGAUGCAUGAAUGCAGCCUUUAUUCACUGUAUAAAGACCUGCUCAAUUUAAUCUGGCAAACUAAGUGACACUUGAACACAGUUUUGUUUAUCUUGAAGAAUGUAUACCAUUAUAGGAUAUUUGAGGAUUUUGUUUUAAAUAAUAAAUUAUUGUUAUUUGGAUGUCAUAACUUCAGCUGACAGAAAGAUUCUAAGAGGUUGGAUGUUUUGGAAUAUCUUUACAUAGAGAAUAGACCUCCCAUUUCUUAAGCACGUUGCUUCUGGAAUUGAUGCAACAAAGGUAUUAGCUGAAGUUUAAUGGAGAAAUUGUUCUACGAACUGCUGCUAUCGGUAUUUCUCUCACCAUGUUUUCCAUUGAUGUUUGUGAUGCUUGAAAAAUCCAAAUUCUGCUUGGAGAAAUUUGUUUUAUGCCUUUUUCUCUCUACCUCCCUCUUUCCCUAGGUGCCCUCCUACAUUUUGUUACUGUGAAAAGCUAUUGCCCUAUUACCUCACUGAUAAGAAAUCUUAACUGUAUUCAUUCAGAAUGCUUUAAACUUAUUCCUAAGCUGUUUUGUUUAUGGACUUUUGGUUAUUUUGUUUUUACUGUGAGAAUAUUUAAGACAUUGUAAGAAGUAAUUUUAAAUCUGUUGCAUAAACUUUUUUCAGUCUGUCCGGAUAUUGCUAUAUAUUAACUUAUUAUGGCCUUUUACAAUUCACUUGUUUUCUGAGAUCACUCUAGAAACUGAUGAAGAAAGAGUCAUGCUAACCAAAAGGAAUGGUCAAUUGAUCUAGCAUUUUAUUUCAGAUUUUCUUGUACUUUGGGCAUCCAAAGCACAAGGUCUAAGGAAAUCCUUUUUCACAUCUGUCCCUCAAAGCAUUUUGCCAUAAGAAGUCUAAGUGGAAAGAAGAGAUUCUCUCAUUGUCUGACUCUUUACACAAACUGACAAAAACAAAGUUACUGUUUACCAUUGGUUACUUGAAAGUAUUCACCAUACUGUUGCAUUCAUUAGGAUAUCUCUUCUCUCGGUUAAUUCAAGACUGUGUACCUAAAAAAGAGAACAUACAAAAAUGAGUAAAGUGACCAAGAUAAGGGCAAAGUGACAUAUCUAAAGUUUGCUUCUCGAAUGUUUCCACCAGCAUAAUCCUAAAGCAGAGGAGCAGGAAUGUGUGGGGGAAGGGGCCUCAGAGCAAAAUCAAAAGCAGCCUGCCACUCGUGAAAUUUCCUGUCCUGUCUUAAAAAUGUAAGUGAAUUUUGCGUUCUCCAUAAUAAAACUGUUUUAAUAUAAAAA
Camelus dromedarius (Arabian camel) is the source of this 6608-nucleotide messenger RNA. RefSeq names its product phosphoglucomutase 2 like 1 (gene PGM2L1). Gene Ontology annotation, molecular function: intramolecular phosphotransferase activity; glucose-1,6-bisphosphate synthase activity. Bases 310 to 2178 code for a protein of 622 amino acids. The transcript has 14 exons. The record is from RefSeq and is a predicted model, not a curated record. Gene Ontology annotation, cellular component: nucleus. Gene Ontology annotation, biological process: carbohydrate metabolic process. Lineage: Eukaryota; Metazoa; Chordata; Mammalia; Artiodactyla; Camelidae.